AUGUUGAAACAGUUGAUUAUCCAAAGACAGCGUGCAUUCCACAGCGGCGACCGUGCAGUUUGGCUACACUAUAGGGAUAAGGUACAAAGAGAAAUUUCAUCACAAAAGCGUACGUAUUACGCCAGGAAGAUUCAAAAUCUAAAAAAUAGCAACCCAAGGCAAUGGUGGAAUUACAUUAGACAGAUCACCGGUAAGGAAAAGCCAGCGCCUAAUUUUGACAUUACCAGCGAUGGGGUACCAAUGUCCGAUCUUGAGUUGUGUGGUAAACUCAAUGAGCACUUUUUAUCAGCCAGCGCUGACCUUCCUCCUCUCGACCUUGGUCGUUUGCCUGCGUACCUUCCAGCUCCCGAACCCCCACCAUCUAUCUCAAUCGCACAG
Messenger RNA from Paramuricea clavata, 378 nucleotides. The record is from the annotation of a GenBank genome assembly. NCBI's taxonomy places the organism in Eukaryota, Metazoa, Cnidaria, Anthozoa, Malacalcyonacea, Plexauridae.